GUUCUGGGGAUGGGGGAGAGGUGUCUGUUCUGGGAGGAGAGAUGGUUCGGGAGAGGGACUGUGGGUGGGGGAGUUAUUUCUUCAUUUAGUCGGAUGGAGAGGCUGCAGUUGUUACACUGAGACUCACUCUGGCUCCUUGAGGUCGGACCCCUAAUGCUGUGAUAUUCCGCGGGGAGACAUGACGGUCACAUACACAGCUCGAGUGGCAAAUGCCCGUUUUGGGGGCUUUUAUAAACUCUUGUUGCUAUGGAGGGGGAGUAUAUACAAACUGCUGUACAAGGAACUCCUGGCUUUUUUCAUCAUGUACCUGGCACUCAGCAUCACAUACAGGUUCUUUCUAAAUGAGGAACAGAGACUUUAUUUUGAGAAAGUGGCAAUUUAUUGCAAUAACUAUGCAAACCUCAUCCCUGUGUCCUUUGUAUUGGGUUUUUAUGUCACUCUGGUGGUAAGUCGCUGGUGGAACCAGUACCUCAGUAUUCCCUUCCCAGACCGUGUUAUGUGCGCCAUCUCCGGUACUGUUCAUGGGUCUGAUGAAAAAGGACGUCUGUACCGCCGGACUCUGAUGCGCUACUGCAGCCUAUCAGGGCUAUUAAUCUUGUGUUCUGUUAGUACCGCUGUCUUCAAAAGAUUCCCUACAAUAGACCAUGUUGUAGAAGCUGGGUUCAUGACUCGCUUGGAGAGGAAGAAGUUUGAGAACCUUCAGUCGUCCUAUAACAAGUAUUGGGUUCCGUGCGUGUGGUUCUGUAACUUGGCAGCGCAGGGAAGGAGCGAGGGGAGGAUCCGAGAUGAUCAUUCCUUUAAAAUGCUGAUGGAGGAGCUGAACACUUUCCGGGGGAACUGCGGCAUGCUCUUCCACCACGACUGGAUCAGUGUCCCCCUGGUUUAUACUCAGGUGGUGACAAUUGCCGUGUACAGCUUUUUCCUGACCUGUUUGAUUGGACGCCAGUUCCUGGACCCAUCGCGGGGGUAUCCCGGCCAUGAACUGGACCUUUAUAUCCCGGUCUUCACCCUGCUCCAGUUCUUCUUCUAUGCUGGUUGGCUGAAGGUGGGUGAACAGCUCAUUAACCCUUUCGGCGAGGAUGACGAUGACUUUGAAACCAAUUUUUUGAUUGACAGAAAUUUCCAGGUUUCCAUGUUGGCUGUGGAUGAGAUGUAUUCAGAUGUCCCUCCCAUGGAGAAGGAUCGCUACUGGAAUCACUCAGACCCACGCCCCCCAUACACUGCGGCGACUUUGUUCCAGAAGCAUCUGCCAUCAUUCCAGGGCUCCACAUUCAACAUGGCGAUCCCUAAGGAAGACAUGCAGUUCCAGCCUCUAUCUGACAUAGAAGAGAUGAAUGAGGACACUUUAACGCACACUCUUCCACUGUUCAGCCGCUUUCCCCCUGGAAUAGGCCCAUCUCCUCUUUCCUCCUCUGCUGGACUCUCCACCCUGUUUGCAGCUCCUGGAAGCCGCUUGACCCUGCUGAGCCACUCUACCAGCUCCUUCUCCUCAUCCUCUGUGUUCCAAUUCCCGGAAACCGUUCAAGAUCCACCAAACAAUCUUGUUGACCCUACAGCACCAGGACUGAAUGUCCAGGAGUGUCCACUUGAGAAACUAUUCAGUAUUGGUUCCCAGAAUUCCCUCUUUCAUCCUCCUAAAACGAUGGAUGGUUGUGGGAACGUUCAGUCUGUUAUGCCAGAGGAAGCAGAAGAUGCUGCUUCCUUGGUGGCUACAUAAUGAGAAGACUUCUGAGAAAGUUUGAAGGUUUCUAAGAGGAGAAGGACUUCAUUUCACAGUGGCCGGACUUUCUUUUUUUUUUUAGUGAACGGAGUAAAACUAUGGGUUGAACAUGGGGAGGUUAUGAAGGGUGACCAUUGCUGCUUGAGAUAAAUAUUUCUAUACAUUCUCCCCCGGACUCAGUGGCCGGUUUUAAUGGAUUCUGCCAUCUCUUUUUACAUAGGUCCUCGCCAUGGUCCAAUACCCUGAGACUUCUAACCCCUUAAUUACUCUAUGCAUUAAAUUUUUUUACUUAUUUUUUUUUGUAUUUUAUAAUAAACAUCUUUUCUAA
Molecule: messenger RNA, 2048 nt
Organism: Xenopus laevis (African clawed frog)
Lineage: Eukaryota; Metazoa; Chordata; Amphibia; Anura; Pipidae
Gene: best2.S
Product: bestrophin 2 S homeolog
Cellular component (GO): membrane; plasma membrane
Molecular function (GO): channel activity; chloride channel activity
Source: RefSeq, marked provisional